AUGUAGUUCCAAGUAGUAGUGGUAGUGGUAGCAAUAAUAAAGGUGCAAAAAGCACUAGAAGAAGUACUAAAGACAAUAUCAAUAGAAAUUAUGAUGAAUUGUAUAAUGAUUACGAUGAAUCCCAGAAUGAAACUAAUAAUAAUAAUGAAGAAUAUGACAAUUUUGGUAAUGCAAAUGACAUUUUG
Racocetra persica is the source of this 185-nucleotide messenger RNA. The record is from the annotation of a GenBank genome assembly. Lineage: Eukaryota; Fungi; Glomeromycota; Glomeromycetes; Diversisporales; Gigasporaceae.